UGUACCUCAACUAGUGUCCGGCAAAAAAACAUACUCCAUCAAUCUUUGCUCAUCCUGUCCAAACCCUUCCAAAAUUCAAAACCCAGACAUGGAAUUUUCUCCAUCCUCCACCUUCUAUUCUCUGGCUCUCCUCCUCUUCAUCGCUCUCAAGCUCUUGUGGCGAUGGCUAAACCAACCCAAAAGCCUCCCACCAAGUCCACCUACCAUCCCCAUCAUCGGCCACCUCCACCUCCUGAAAUUCCCCCUCCACCACACCCUCCACGCCCUCUCCCAAACCUACGGCCCCAUCUUCUCUCUCCGCUUCGGCUCCCGCCAGGUGGUCGUCGUCUCGUCGGCGGAAGCCGUAGAAGAGUGCUUCACCACAAACGACGUCGCGCUCGCCGGCCGCCCAGCCCUUCUCGCCAGCAAGCACCUCGGCUACAACUGCACCUCCGUCGCCUCUGCCUCCUAUGGAGACCACUGGCGCAACCUACGCCGCAUCUGCACCCUCGAGAUCUUCUCCACCACCCGCCUCAACGGUUUCUUGCCCAUCCGGAGGGACGAAAUCAAGCGGCUCCUCCUGAAACUCCGCAAGAUAUCAUCCUGCGAUCAAGCGCCUGAUGAGGUCUUCACAAAGGUGGAGCUGCAAUCGAUGCUCUCCGAACUGCCGUUCAACAUCAUAGUGCGGAUGGUGGCCGGGAAGAGAUACUACGGCCAGGACGUGACCGACGCCGAGGAGGCAGCAUCGUUCCGGGAGAUGAUGACGGAGAUGCAGAGGUACGGCGGCGCUUCGAAUCCAGGGGACUUCUUGGGGGUUCUGAGGUGGGUCUUCAGGGGAUUCGAGAAGAAAGUGGUGAGGUUGAGCAAGAAAACGGACGCGUUCUUGCAAAACUUGAUUGAAGAACACAGAGGGGGAAAGGAUGAAAAUGGCGGUCGUGGUGGUAAUUUAGAGAGCAAGAACACUAUGGUGGAUCACUUGCUGGCGCUGCAGGAGUCUCAACCGGAGUAUUACACCGACCGGAUUAUUAAAGGGCUUAUGCUGGUUAUGAUUGUAGCCGGUACCGACACUUCAGCCGUGACGCUUGAAUGGGCAAUGUCGGAGCUACUCAACAAUCCUGAUGUUCUAAAGAAAGCUGCUGAGGAGUUGGAUAAUGUAAUUGGUGAGCAACAAUUGAUAGACGACGCCGACGCUUCGAAGCUUCCCUAUCUACAAAACAUUAUAUUGGAAACUCUGCGGUUACAUCCAGCAGCUCCACUUCUACUCCCACACAUGUCCUCCGAGGAUUGCUCCAUAGGUGGAUACAAUGUCCCUCAUGACACCAUAGUACUUGUCAACGCAUGGGCCAUUCACAGGGACCCGAAACUGUGGGAUGACCCAAAGAGUUUUAGGCCGGAGCGGUUUGAAAAUGGUGAAGUUGGACCCUACAAGUUGUUGCCGUUCGGGGUUGGAAGACGGGCAUGUCCUGGAGCGAACUUAGCCCACCGGGUCCUGAGCUUAACUUUAGGGUCUUUGGUUCAAUGUUUCGAAUGGAAGAGAGUGAGCAACGAACUGGUGGACAUGACUGAAGGAAGAGGCGUGACUAUGCCUAAGGUGGUGCCCUUGGAGGCCAUGUGCAAACCACGUACGAUCAUGGCCAAGAUUAUCGACCUGUGAGUAGCUAUCGACACAUUUGCUUGUCCUACUAUAUAUGUUUUUACCAAAUGUGUGAUGUAAUGAGACCUGAAAGUAUGGUAAAAUUUAAUCAGACAGUGCAGCGUAUUGAGACUCAUUUAUAACAUAUUGCUUAGUCUUUACA
Messenger RNA from Rhodamnia argentea, 1775 nucleotides. RefSeq names its product cytochrome P450 81E8-like. The transcript is spliced from 2 exons. The coding region runs from base 89 to 1633 and encodes 514 amino acids. The record is from RefSeq and is a predicted model, not a curated record. Lineage: Eukaryota; Viridiplantae; Streptophyta; Magnoliopsida; Myrtales; Myrtaceae. Gene Ontology annotation, molecular function: monooxygenase activity; oxidoreductase activity, acting on paired donors, with incorporation or reduction of molecular oxygen; iron ion binding.